AUGAACACGAUUCUGUGGUUAAGCGAUGGAUUUAUCAACGUCCCAAGCAUUAAUUUGACCUUCCAAGCUAUCAGUUCUGGGUUGCAUUAUAAGGCGGCUCAAACAGUUUGUGUGGAAGGUAGUGGUCAUCUGAUUUACCUGAACACUGCGGCCAAACAGAGCUACAUCACUGACCACCUGAGUAAUGCAGGUAUUUCUGCUGAAUUUCACAUAGGGGGUCAAAUGCUUAAUGCCGUAACCCCAACAUGGUUGGACGGAACUGCGAUCGUGAACCCACCGUGGGCGCCUGGUGAACCUCACAACAACGCCAAGUGUAUCUCGAUGAUCAUCCCAUCCGGCGAGUGGAAGGAUGAUGACUGUACUGCGGUCAAGCAAUACAUCUGCGAGAAAUAG
This is a messenger RNA of Haliotis rubra (blacklip abalone), 393 nucleotides long. RefSeq names its product macrophage mannose receptor 1-like. Lineage: Eukaryota; Metazoa; Mollusca; Gastropoda; Lepetellida; Haliotidae. The transcript is spliced from 3 exons. Gene Ontology annotation, molecular function: signaling receptor activity. The record is from RefSeq and is a predicted model, not a curated record. The coding region runs from base 1 to 393 and encodes 130 amino acids.